AUGAACAGUCGUCUGCAGGAAAUCCGUGAGCGACAAAAACUCAGGCGGCAGCUGUUAGCUCAACAGUUGGGAGCUGAGAGUGCAGACAGCAUUGGGGCUGUGCUUAACAGUAAAGAAGAACUUAAAGAAAUAGAAGAGACAAGAGAAACAUGCAGGGCCUCUUUGGAUGAUUCCGCACCUCCUUCCAAGAAAAAGGCUCCGACAGAAGGCGAUGACACUGAGGAAGAUGCGGAGGAACAAAAAGAUGAGGUGGAGGUGCCACUGCCUGAAGAAAGCAACCCAUACGAGGAAGUCUACAAGGACUCAAGUACUUUUCUUAAGGGUACACAGAGUUUGAACCCUCACAAUGAUUACUGUCAGCACUUUGUCGACACGGGACACAGGCCACAGAACUUCAUUCGAGAUGUUGGAUUGGCUGAUCGGUUUGAGGAGUACCCCAAACUACGAGAACUGAUCCGACUGAAAGACGAACUUAUCUCCACGACCAACACCCCUCCCAUGUACCUGCAGGCGGAUCCUGAACACUUUGACCUGCAGGAUUUAAAAAGCGAAUUUGAUGUCAUCCUACUUGAACCCCCUUUAGAGGAAUAUUACAGAGAAUCAGGCAUCAGCCACACAGAGCGCUUCUGGACCUGGGAUGAUAUCAUGAAGCUGGAGAUUGAAGAGAUCUCCUCCCACCGGUCUUUCGUCUUUCUCUGGUGCGGCUCGGGGGAAGGCCUGGACUUGGGAAGGAUGUGUUUGCGGAAAUGGGGCUUCAGGCGCAGUGAAGACAUCUGCUGGAUUAAGACCAACAAGAAUAACCCAGGCAAGACAAAGGCAUUGGACCCAAAGGCAGUUUUUCAGAGGACCAAGGAACACUGUCUAAUGGGAAUCAAAGGAACGGUGCGGAGAAGUAGAGAUGGCGAUUUCAUCCAUGCCAACGUGGACAUUGACUUGAUUAUCACGGAGGAGCCCGAGAUGGGAAAUGUUGAGAAGCCUGUCGAGAUCUUUCACAUCAUCGAGCACUUCUGUUUAGGCCGCAGGAGGCUACACCUUUUUGGACGAGACUCUACAAUCAGACCGGGAUGGCUGACAGUUGGUCCCACACUCACCAACAGUAACUUCAACCCAGAGACCUACGCAGCUCAUUUCGCUCUGCCCGAUUCUUACCUCUCCGGUUGCACUGAAGAAAUAGAGCGACUGCGGCCCAAAUCGCCGCCUUCAAAGAUGAAGUCCGACCGUGGUGGCGGAGCACCAAGAGGGGGGCGUAGUGGUCCGAAUGUGGGGAGAGGUGGAGAGCGAGGUCGGGAAAGAAAUAGGCCAAACUUCCGCGGGGACAGAGGCGGCUUCCGGGGUCGGGGAGGACCACACAGGGGUUUUCCCCCACGCUAG
Nerophis lumbriciformis (worm pipefish) is the source of this 1371-nucleotide messenger RNA. Lineage: Eukaryota; Metazoa; Chordata; Actinopteri; Syngnathiformes; Syngnathidae. The record is from RefSeq and is a predicted model, not a curated record.